CUCUCAGGGUUACCGGCUAAGGGGCCUCACGGGCAAGGUCCGCUUUCUUGUUAAAAUGGCAGCGCCUGGCAUGCUCCGCAUGUACCUCUGAAGUGGGGAUGAGAACCUUCCCUGGAAGAGGAAACGAGCCUGCCGCGUUUUAGAUUUUGAAACACCCCAGGUCUGGGUCUCCCGGGCGAGCUGUGGGGCCAGUGGGAAAAUCUCUGAUGCUUUCAGUCCUGAGCCCAGGGAAAACCUAAGUCUGCUUUUAAAGGGCUCCUUUGAUUGGGCCAGAUCCACCCAAGAUAAUCUCCCUUUGAUGAACUCAAAAUCAACCGAUUAUGGACCUUAAUUGCAUCUGUAAAAUCCUUUCACCUUUGGCAUAUAACAUAACACAAUCAUGGAACUGGUGAAAAAUCUUGAAGGCAAGCUGCAAUUUUGAUAUUUGACAAAUAUCGGAAAGGCCCAGGACUGCAUGGAUUGCGAAACUGGUAGCUUACCAGAGUGUGUUUGACAGGGCUCCUACCUCCUCCAGAACCCGUGAAGGAAGGUUCUACGAUGGUCUGUUCAGCUCUCAGGAGAGUUGCCUACAUGCGUGUGUACCUGGUGAGGAAGGCCAGUAGUGUCUCCAGAAGCCAUCCGUCCCUAGGCUCAGGGCUUGCUGCCGGAGGAGCUCCAGGGAGCGUGGAGCUGCUGGGUAAAUCCUACCCGCGGGACGACUACAGCAACCUCUCCAGCAAAGUGCUCACCAGGGUUGGCAGGAACUUGCACAACCAGCAGCAUCACCCUCUUUGGCUGAUCAAGGAGAGAGUGAAGCAGCAUUUCUAUACGCAAUAUGUGGGCCGCUCCGGGACUCCGCUCUUCUCCGUCUAUGACGACCUUUCCCCGGUGGUCACCACCUGGCAGAACUUUGACAGCCUGCUUAUCCCAGCGGAGCACCCCAGCCGGAAGAAGGGGGACAACUAUUACCUGAAUCGGACCCACAUGCUGCGGGCGCACACGUCCGCGCACCAGUGGGACCUGCUGCACGCGGGGCUGGACGCCUUCCUGGUGGUGGGCGACGUUUACCGGCGCGACCAGGUGGACUCCCAGCACUACCCCGUCUUCCACCAGCUGGAGGCCGUACGGCUCUUCUCCAAGCACGAGUUAUUUGCCAGCAUAAAGGGUGGAGAAAGCCUGCAGCUCUUUGAACAAAGUUCUCGCUCAGCCCAUAAACAAGAGACACAUACCAUGGAGGCCAUGAAGCUCGUAGAGUUUGACCUGAAGCAGACACUUACCAAGCUUGUGACACAUCUUUUUGGAGACGGGCUGGACAUUAGAUGGGUAGACUGCUACUUUCCUUUUACUCACCCGUCCUUUGAGAUGGAGAUCAACUUCCGUGGAGAAUGGCUGGAAGUUCUUGGCUGUGGAGUGAUGGAACAACAACUGGUAAAUUCAGCUGGUGCCCAAGAUAGGAUCGGCUGGGCCUUCGGCCUGGGACUGGAAAGACUGGCCAUGAUUCUCUACGACAUCCCGGAUAUCCGUCUCUUCUGGAGCGAGGACGAGCGCUUCCUGAAGCAGUUCCGCUUGUCCGAUGUCAACCAGAAGGUGACAUUUCAGGUAUGAUGACUUGUAAGAAUC
Hipposideros armiger (great roundleaf bat) is the source of this 1599-nucleotide messenger RNA. It is a transcript of the gene FARS2, whose product is annotated as phenylalanyl-tRNA synthetase 2, mitochondrial. The coding region runs from base 538 to 1584 and encodes 348 amino acids. Gene Ontology annotation, cellular component: mitochondrion; cytoplasm. Lineage: Eukaryota; Metazoa; Chordata; Mammalia; Chiroptera; Hipposideridae. The transcript is spliced from 7 exons. The record is from RefSeq and is a predicted model, not a curated record. Gene Ontology annotation, molecular function: phenylalanine-tRNA ligase activity; tRNA binding; ATP binding. Gene Ontology annotation, biological process: phenylalanyl-tRNA aminoacylation.